Molecule: messenger RNA, 498 nt
Organism: Plasmodium knowlesi strain H
Lineage: Eukaryota; Apicomplexa; Aconoidasida; Haemosporida; Plasmodiidae
Product: conserved protein, unknown function
Exons: 2
Coding region: 1-498 (165 amino acids)
Source: RefSeq, a predicted model, not a curated record
AUGGGAGAUAACGAAAAUAAGGAGAAGAGAGCCACCGCUUCAUCCGCAAGCGAAGAAGGUCAUGGUAAAACGAAGAAACAGUGGAAGAAUGCGCCAAAUGAGAAAAAUUCUGGAGCCCCAAAUUUGAGCAAUUCUAACAGCUCGCAAAAGGGGAAAGGGAAAAAAAAUAAAUGCGUGGCGAAGGACUCAAGCGGGAAGAGGAAGGAACAGCUGGAGGCGAAGGCAAAUAUCGAGGACAUCUUCAGCAACCUGAAGGGCAAAGAGAAGAAGGCUACAAAAGUUGGCAACGAGACGAGGCCUAUUAAAAAAAACUCGGAAAAAAGCGGCCUCCACGGCGGUCCGGUCCACAAGAAGGCAAAACGUUUGGUCGCCAAGGGGCCGAUCACGGAACGCGCUCGCACGUCAGAUGGGUUGCCCAUUUAUUCUAUGGAAGAACUCAAAAUGGGCCAAGGAGGAUACACGAAGGAUUGUCCGUUCGAAUGCAGCUGUUGCUUUUAG